AUGGAUGCCCUAAAGGACCAAGGGGUUCAAAAUAUGCCAAACUGGAAACAAUGGAACCAAAUGGAGGGUUGGUUUGCUUGGCAUUAUUCACAGAGUUCCGCCACUGAUGCGAUUUUCACUGGUAAAUGGUUUUUCUUAUACUUUAGACAAUGUGUAGGACAUUUUGCGGUUACAGGCGUCUCUGGUUCUCAUUCAAAGAAAAGAAGCAAGGAUGCUCGGUCGGGCAUAAUUGAAGCCAUUCCUGAAAGAAAACCAAGUUCUCAUUCAAAGAAAAGAAGCAAGGACGCUCGGUUGGACAUAAUUGAAGCCAUUCCUGAAACAGAACCAAGUCUUGAAGUCCUUGAUGAGUACGAUAAUGAAAACCAGCAGAUGGAAGAAGAAGGCAAGGAAUCUGGCCUGCCUAAUUUUAGAAGGUUCAAGAGAAGGUCUAACCAAAGUGCUUCAUAUACUACGAAUGAAGAUCGAGUCAUUAACCGCUUCUUCAAGCCACUAGGGCUCGGAUUUGAACAAGCACUCGGGACGUGGGCUGUAAAAAUAGCGAGGUGCGGCUGCAAUGGACUCCUGCCCUUAUCUGGAGCUGGUUGGACCAGUUACAUCUUUCAUCAUGACCUGAGUCUUUAUGGCAUGAUUUGGUUUGAAGAAACUAAUCAGAUGGUGUUCCAAACUCAUGUGUUUGAUAGGUCUGCUUGCGAGAAGAAAUUUCCUGACAAUUUGGCAUAG
Oldenlandia corymbosa var. corymbosa is the source of this 720-nucleotide messenger RNA. The record is from the annotation of a GenBank genome assembly. NCBI's taxonomy places the organism in Eukaryota, Viridiplantae, Streptophyta, Magnoliopsida, Gentianales, Rubiaceae.